CCUGGAUGCCCAGGAUGCCGGCCCGCAAGUGCCCAGGGUGCCCAGGAUGCCAGCAGGUUGCCCUCGAGUGCUCCGGUUGCUGGGCGAUUGGAGACCUCGGGGAACGCGCAAGGCCUCUCGCGGGCGCUCCGCUCCUGCGUGAGCCCCGAGUCUUCCUCGUGCUCCAGCGCCUUCUCCACCGUAGUACGAGUCCCUUUGGCUCACAAGAUCUUCGGGACAGCUUGCAACCAUGGGCCAGAGCGCCUGCAAGAACGGAGUGUUCCAGAGCUGGGAGAACGCCGCCAACGCCUCCAGGAACAGUGCGAUCGUGUUCAUAAAGCCACAUGCCGUCACUGCAUCAGUGCAGGAGUUGGUGCAGACUACGCUGAAUAAUCGUGGCGUGAGCAUCGUGAGCAGCGGCCGCAUCGGUGCUGAAACGAUAGACCGCGAGGGCCUAAUCGAUAUACACUACGGGGCCAUUGCUGCAAGGGCUCUCAAGAUCAAGCCGUGCGACCUGGUCGUCCAGCCAGGGCCAAAGGCUGACUUCGAGAAGUUGUUCGGCAUUCCGUGGGAGAGAGCGCUGGUCAAGGGGCUAGUUUUCAAUGCGAGAGAUGCAGCCAGCGAAUUGGGCAUGGGUCCUCUGGAGCUGAGCGAGGAAUGUGGCAAAACCAAGCGCGGCGUCGACCAGCUCAAGUUUGGAGGCGGCUUCUACGUGGCAAAGGUGCGGAGCGUCUACGUGGUCAACGGCUUCUACGAGGGCAUGCGCGCGAAGUUCACGGCGCCGGGCACGUGCAUCCAGUAUUUCGAGGUCGAGUGGGACCCCGCCUCGCUGCCCUGGGAGAAGUUCAGGGGCGAAGUCAUCGGGGCCACCAACCCCAGGGAGGCUGCCGUUGGCUCCAUACGGAACACGAUCUUCCAGCGGUGGGAGGCCCUUGGGCUCGGCGCAGAGCCCGACACGGGGGAUAAUGCCGUCCACGCGUCGGCCAGCCCGUUCGAGGGCCUCGCAGAGAAGGCGAAUUGGCUUUCCGCGGAAGUGUCCGAGGACCCUUUGGGUAAGGCACUCUCCGAGGCAGGAUUGGGGCAAGGCAUGAUCAAGGAUUGGAUGCAGGACCCCGCUGUGUUCUUUGAUGGCAAGAGGCAGUCUCUGUUCGACUUGCUCGAGGAUCUUGACAGCGACGCAUGCGUACAGAAGGCAAGAAACAUUAGAACACUGCAGACGAACUCGGCCGUGGUCUUCGUGAAGCCCCACGCCCUGAACGAGUCCGUUCAGGGUCUUGUCCGCAGGAAGCUAGAGGAUUGCGGCAUCAGCAUCCUCCACAGCGGCCGGAUUGACGCAGAGACAAUCGACGAGAAGGGCCUCAUUGACACGCACUACGGCGCCAUCGCAGCAAGGGCGAUGCGGCUGGCGCCCGCAGACUUAGUGGUGCAGGCGGGGCCGAGGGCGGACUUCGAGGGUCUCUUUGGCCUCUCCUGGGACUCGGCCCUGGAGCAGGGCCUGGUCUACAACGCCCGAGACGCCGCGGCGAAGCUGGGGAAGACGCCGCUGCAAUUGAGCGAUGAUUGGGGCAAGACCUACCGCGGCGUCGACCAGCUGAAGUUCGGAGGGGGCUUCUACGUGGCGCGCGUGGACGACGUCUUUGUCGUGAACGGCUUCUACGAGGCCAUGCGCGCGAGGUUCACGGCCCCUGGGGGUGCCAUCCAGCUCUACUGUGUCGAGUGGGACUCGUCCGCGCUGCCCUGGGAGAAGUUCCGCGGGGAGGUCAUCGGAGGCACUAACCCCCAGGGGGCCGCAGAGGGCUCCAUCCGCAACGCAAUCUACAAGCAGUGGGAGUCCCUGGGGCUCGCCGCGGCGCCGGACAUGGGUGACAACGCAGUGCACGCGUCCGCGAGCGCUUUCGAAGGGCUCGCCGAGAGGGCAAACUGGUUGGCCACGGACGUCUCGGGGGACCCGUUCGGGGAGGCCCUCAUCCGAACAGGCGUCCCCGCGGACACCAUUGGCGCCUGGAUGCAGGAUCCCGCUGUGCUCUUUGGCGAGAAGAGGCAGUCACUGUUCGACCUGCUCGAGGACCUCGACAGCGGCCCGUGCCUGCAGAAGGCCCUCGCCAUCUUCGAGCAGCAGAAGGCACCAAGUGAGAUCAG
This is a messenger RNA of Prorocentrum cordatum, 2118 nucleotides long. NCBI's taxonomy places the organism in Eukaryota, Dinophyceae, Prorocentrales, Prorocentraceae. The record is from the annotation of a GenBank genome assembly.